Molecule: messenger RNA, 1545 nt
Organism: Penicillium canariense
Lineage: Eukaryota; Fungi; Ascomycota; Eurotiomycetes; Eurotiales; Aspergillaceae
Product: sugar porter family MFS transporter
Exons: 3
Coding region: 1-1545 (514 amino acids)
Biological process (GO): transmembrane transport; carbohydrate transport
Cellular component (GO): membrane
Molecular function (GO): carbohydrate:proton symporter activity
Source: RefSeq, a predicted model, not a curated record
AUGGUGCAGGCACGAUUUCUGAAGAACUACCGCGUCUAUGUUCUCACCUCGGUCGCCUAUCUGGGCUCCUUGCUUUUUGGAUAUGACACCGGGGUGAUGGGCUCAGUCUUGGCCCUCAAUAGCUUUAAGAUUGAUUUCGGUCUGCCACUCGGCAAGUCCGGGUUCGCGUCCGACAAGAAUUCCCAGGUGUCUUCGAAUGUGGUCAGUCUCUUGACAGCAGGCUGUUUCUUCGGAGCGAUUUUUGCGGCGUAUAUCAAUGAUACCAUCGGUCGCCGGUAUUCGCUGAUGAUAUUCUGCUCGAUUUUCAUGGUCGGAGCGGCCAUCCAAGUGGGUGCCCACCAUGAGAUUGGAAUGAUCUAUGGCGGCCGUGUCGUUGCCGGUCUUGGGAUUGGCGGCAUGUCCAGUAUCACCCCUGUUUUUGUGAGCGAAAACUGCCCUCCACAACACCGUGGCCGUAUCGCCGGUCUCUUCCAGGAGUUUCUGGUGAUUGGAAGCACAUUUGCCUACUGGCUCGGCUACGGCGUCUCCAUCCACAUGCCGACAAGCACAAAGCAAUGGCGCGUUCCCGUGGCGAUCCAACUUAUUCCCGGUGGCCUGAUGCUUGUUGGCUUAUUCUUCCUAAAAGAGUCUUCCCGCUGGCUAAUGAAGCAAGGUCGCCGCGAGGAAGCCAUUCACUCGCUGGCUUACACCCGCAACGAGCCCGAAGACAGCGAGGCGGUUCAAAAGGAGAUUGCGGAGAUAUACGCUGCCAUUGAGGAAGAGACUGCGCUUACCGAGGGCGUUACCUGGAAAGAGUGCCUUCAGAAGAGCAACCGCUACCGCUUCUUCUUGGCCUUCACCAUUAUGUUCUGGCAGCAAUUUUCAGGAACCAACAGUAUUGGAUACUACGCGCCUCAGAUCUUCCAGUCCAUUGGGAUUAGCAGUUCCAACGCCUCCCUUUUUGCCACUGGCAUCUACGGAACUGUCAAGGUCAUUUCUACCGGGAUUUUCCUGUUGAUCGGAAUCGACCGCUGGGGGCGAAAGCGAAGUUUGAUGGGCGGCGCCGCGUGGAUGGCUGUUAUGAUGUUUAUCAUCGGCGCUGUCCUGGCCACCCACCCCCCAGACACAAGUUCCACCGUCGUCUCGAAAGCCUCCGUUGCCAUGGUUGCUAUGAUCUACCUCUACGUCAUCGGCUAUUCUUUCUCUUGGGGACCAACUCCUUGGGUGUACCUGAGCGAGAUCUUCCCCACUCGUCUCCGUUCAUACGGCGUCGGCCUAGGCGCUGCCACCCAGUGGCUCUUCAACUUCGUGAUUACCGAAAUCACUCCCCGCGCCAUUCACAGCAUUGGCUGGAAGACAUUCCUGAUGUUUGGCGUGUUCUGCACUGCUAUGGGAAUCUUUGUCACCAUCUUCCUCAAGGAAACUAAGGGCCGGACCCUGGAAGAAAUGGACUUGAUCUUCGGUGCCAUCGACGAGGAACAGCGACGCGCCGAUGUGGAAAAUACCCUGCAAAAGAACAGCAUCGCGCAUGCUGAGCAUAUGGAGGAGAACGCUGACCGGAAAUAA